Durusdinium trenchii is the source of this 984-nucleotide messenger RNA. Lineage: Eukaryota; Dinophyceae; Suessiales; Symbiodiniaceae. The record is from the annotation of a GenBank genome assembly.
UUAUAUAAACGGUGUUUAUGUUUUGUGCAAAGGUUUUGCUGGUUUCACAGGGUUGAUUCCGCCUUGUCCGGGGGCACCUUCAGCACACCUGGAAUGCAAGUUCCAAGGAGUUGGGUCCGCGAGCAUGGCGGCUUCGUACACCCAGCCGUGGGCAUCCACAAGGGUGACCGUGGACGAGGCGCAUUCGCCAGCAAGGAUCUGGCCGGUGAGUUGUGCCGCUUACCACCGAAACUUUUGAUUAGUGAAAAGCUGGCAGAAGGUUCAAUGGCCUUUGGUCAUGAGUUGCGUAUGGCAGCAGAGGAGUUCACGGCGGCACCGGGACUUGUGUUGCUCACAGCCUUCCUUCUGCAUGAAGGAGCCGCUGGCGCUCAUUGCAACAGUUUCUACGCGCCUUACUUCCAUGUGUUGCCCAAGAAGCUCUCAAGUUUGCCGGUGUGUUGGCCAGAUGAUCACUGGUUGCAUUCAACCAUCAAGGGAAGCCACCUGGAACGGCAAGUCCGAGCCAAAAGGCACAAUUUGGGACUAGAGUUUGCUUUGUUGAAGAGCUACGUUGGCAAGCUGCCGCUGACUUGGGAGGACUUUCUUUGGGCGCGCUGUAUCGUCUCCAGCCGCGCGUAUUCACUUCAAAGCCAGCGCUGCUUAGUUCCUUGGGCAGAUCUUCUAAACCACGGCACGUCAUCAGAGGUUUGUGUGCGCUAUGGGCUGGAAGGCGAAACCGCGAGUGAUUUUGUCAUGAACUUGGGCCAGUUGGUUCCACAGGGUGCAGAACUACUGCAGUCGUAUGGUGAUAAACCAAAUGCCACGUUGCUCUUGGACUACGGCUUCGUUUUGCCACAGGCUCCCCCCUGCUGUGGUUUCUUUGGCAUUCCAACUGCCACAGCUUUUGGAGACAGAUCCAGCCUUGAAGGAAAAGAAAGUUUUUUGGACUCGAGUGUCCAAGGGACGUUCUUUUCGCAAAGGAGAACUGCUGCUAGAGGUCGAUGA